Homarus americanus (American lobster) is the source of this 1825-nucleotide messenger RNA. It is a transcript of the gene Rpn3, whose product is annotated as probable 26S proteasome non-ATPase regulatory subunit 3. Gene Ontology annotation, biological process: regulation of protein catabolic process; ubiquitin-dependent protein catabolic process. Gene Ontology annotation, cellular component: proteasome regulatory particle, lid subcomplex; proteasome complex. The coding region runs from base 70 to 1542 and encodes 490 amino acids. The record is from RefSeq and is a predicted model, not a curated record. Gene Ontology annotation, molecular function: enzyme regulator activity. Lineage: Eukaryota; Metazoa; Arthropoda; Malacostraca; Decapoda; Nephropidae. The transcript has 10 exons.
CCAUCAAGUCGAAGGGUUGUCAUAUCAUAGGGACGAGGUACGGGCGGCUCCUGGUGACUCUCUAUCACAAUGACUGUUGAGGCUAUGGAAGUGUCUAGUGCAGAGAAGGACAAGGAGAAUGAAGGGGAGAAGAAGGAUCCAGAUACUUUAACUCUAGAAGAUUUAAAAGAGCAAAUCCGGUUAGUUGAACGCAGUAUAGUCAGUAAAGAACCGCGCUUUGUUCUGCGUGUACUCCGUGCACUACCUACCACCAGACGUAAAUUGACACCAAAUGUUCUGCGUCGUUUGGUUGCCACAUACUAUGGUCGUCCAGAGAACAAACAAGAGCGAGAGACCAUCCUACAGUUUAUUGAGGAGCCUAUGGACAUGGAUGCUACUCCUCAAGCUCCCGUGGUACGUCAACGUGUCCAGUUGGUGCUGGAAGUGGACGUUUACAUUCAUCUUCUUGUACUUCUCAGGCUCCUGGAUGUUAAUAACAAUGAAGAUGCCAUCAAGUGCUCUGAUCUCCUGAUGACUAAAGUGACAUCAGUGAAUCGUCGCACCCUUGACCUCUUGGCUGCUCGCUGUUACUUCUACCACUCACGUGUCUAUGAGGUCAAUAAAAGGCUGGAUGAGAUAAGAGGAUUUUUGCACCAACGUCUUUGCCAAGCAACACUGCGUAAGGACCAUGAGGGACAGGCAGUGCUUAUCAACUGUCUGCUGCGCAACUAUCUCCAUUACUCUCUCUAUGACCAGGCUCAAAAGCUCAUUGUGAAGCUUGAGUUUCCUCAGCAGGCCAACAACAAUGAAGUGGCUCGCUACCAUUACUAUAUGGGGCGUAUUAAGGGAAUACAACUUGAGUAUUCAGAAGCUCACAAGCACUUGAUUCAGGCUCUCCGUAAGGCCCCACAACAGACAGCCGUUGGUUUUAGGCAGUCUGUGCAGAAGAUAGCAGUGGUGGUAGAAUUAUUGCUUGGCGACAUCCCAGAGAGACAGAUAUUUCGGCAAGCUAUUAUGCGGAAAGCCCUGGCUCCAUAUUUACAGCUGACUCAGACAGUUAGACUAGGUAACUUGGUCCACUUCACCAAUACACUCAAUGAGUACAAGAGUAAGUUUCAAGGUGACCACACUUUCAUGUUAAUUCUGCGUCUGCGCCACAAUGUGAUCAAGACUGGCCUACGAGCUAUAUCUCUCUCGUACUCUCGUGUCUCUUUGGCAGAUGUAGCUUCAAAGCUUACUCUUGGGUCACGUGAAGAUGCUGAGUUCAUUGUAGCUAAAGCAAUCAGGGAUGGAGUAAUUGAGGCUGUUAUUGACCAUGAGCAUGGCUACAUGCAGAGCAAGGAGACUGUGGAUGUUUACUGUACACGGGAGCCACAGUCUGUGUACCAUCAACGUAUAUCCUUCUGUCUGGACAUCCACAACCAGUCUGUCAAGGCUAUGCGUUACCCUCCAAAGUCAUAUAACAAGGAUCUAGAAAGUGCUGAGGAGCGACGAGAGCGAGAACAACAAGACUUGGAAUUAGCCAAAGAGAUGGCAGAGGAAGAUGAUGAUGGUUUUCCCUAGGAUUAAGAAAACUGUAGAUGUAAAAGUUAGAUGAUGAUGCCUGAGGUGAUAAUUUUGAACUAAACUGUAAUUUUUAUAAAAGAACAUAAUAUUUCUGCCAGAACAUCAUAAGGGUAAGUUGUUUGUGAAAGCUUUGUUAAAAGAUUUUUUUAUUCAAAAUAUUGUAUGCUAAUUUAUUACAAAACUUAUAUUUUGUCGGGGUACUGUAAUCAAUUAGUAGUACAUACUGUAUACUCUCUGUUGAAACAUCAAUAAAUUUUGUGUUAAUAAAUGGUAAAAGGAU